UUCCAGAUCUAGGACACCGAUCUAACCUGCGCAGCCAUCCACGGUGUGAUAAAAAAGUAUCCGGCAGAAGGCAAAAACAAACAGCGAGCCGGGCGGGCAGACAACCGGAGUACAGUGAGGACCGCGACGGGGAACGAGUACAGUGGAUGAUCGGGAGGAUCUUUUUGGCCAAAGAGGGGGGACGUUCACUCACUCCAUCGCCACGCAAAGUGCUGACCUAUCUCACGGAUGCACGUUAGAAGACAAUCAGAGAAGCUCGGCCAGUCCACAGCGUCCAAUGGAUAUACCUGAAGACGCAGCAACGUCUUCUUCGCCCUCCCCGACAAGCUCCACAAUUUGCCUGCAGGACACCGCUCUCUAAGACAUGGAUCCGCGUUAACAUCUCCCACUCAACUCCCUGAAACACUAUGGUUAAAGUGUAUGCCGAGAUUAAUCUCUGUAACAUUAUCCGCCUCUCCAUCCACCGCCCAUCUUCCUCAGGAAGUCAACCGUCAAAACAACAAAGUGUCCCUCUCUCGGCUCUCUGGGGACCGUCUAUAUUUGUGAAGAGACACUGAGUGAAAGUUGCCGAUACAGUGUUCUCCUGCCAUUUAGGGAAUUUAUAAACCUGGAGGCGAGUUGUGUCAAGUUACCUGCACAUCUCCAUUUACAGAACAGCAAUAUGGUGGUAGGGAUGUCCACUGUUUUCUUAUGAUCACCGCUCCAUGCGCGUCACCUCUCCUCUGAGCUCCGUGGCCCCCUCACCCUGCGCCGGACCCCACUCCAGAUACCCCCCCAGCCUGCCAUGCUCCACCAGGCCGUGUUACUGCUGCUGCUGCACUGCUUGGCCUCCACUCUGGGCCAGUACGAACUGUGUAGGUCCCUGGUAAGCACGGAUGAGGGCUCGGUGUGGGAGCAUUACGCAUGCCAGCCGAAACCCGCGUCCAUGAAAGACUACAUGCGGAUCAAGGUGGAUCCGCCCGGAAUCACAUGUGGAAACCCACCGGAGAGGUUCUGCACUCUGGAGAACCCAUACCUGUGCAGUGACGAGUGUGACGCCUCUAACCCAGACUUGGCUCACCCUCCUCAGCUGAUGCAGGACCGUGAACGCAACGGCCUAAUCACAUACUGGCAGACAGUCACAUGGAGACGCCACCCAGAACCCCUGCUGGCCAACAUCACUAUGUCUUGGAACAAGAGUCUGGAGCUCACAGACGACAUCCUGAUAACCUUUGAGUAUGGUCGUCCUACUGUCAUGGUACUGGACAAAUCCAUGGACCAUGGACGCUCCUGGCAGCCCUACCAGUUCUAUGCUGACGACUGCCUGGACGCCUUCAACAUACCGCCCAAACGAGUGCGUGACCUUUCACCGGCCAACAUCACACGGGUCAUCUGCACUGAGCAGUACUCGCGCUGGGUCGGUUCCAAGAACGACAAGAAUGUGAAGUUUGAGGUGCGAGCGCGCUUUGCAGUGUUUGCCGGAUCCCGGCUACAGAACAUGGACAGUCUGUAUACUCGCAUGGAAAGUAUGAAGGGACUGAGAGACUUCUUCACCUUCACCAACCUUAGGUUGAGGCUUCUCAAGCCCGCCCUCGGAGGCACCUACGUCCAGAGAGACAACCUGCUCAAGUACUUCUAUGCCAUCUCAAACAUCGAGGUACCUGCCAGGUGUAAGUGUAACCUCCAUGCCUCCCAGUGCCUGCUACAGGAUGGGUAUCUCCAGUGCCAGUGUGAACACAACACCACGGGCCAGGACUGCCAGCGCUGCAGGAAGGGCUUCAAAGCCAAGUCCUGGAAGGCUGGUUCCUACCUGCCAACACCCAAUGGAACCCCUAACACCUGUACAAUUGCUGGUUCCCCCUCCGGUUCUAACUGUGAGUGCUACGGCCACUCCAACCGCUGCAGCUACAUCGACUACCUGAACAUCGUCACAUGCGUCAGCUGCAAGCACAACACCAGGGGCCAGAACUGCCAACACUGCAGACUGGGAUACUUCCGCAACGCCUCUGCUGAACUGGAUGAUGAGAGCGUCUGCAUCGAGUGUAACUGCAACCAGAUGGGUUCUGUUCAUGACCGGUGUAACAGUACAGGAUCCUGCCAGUGUAAAGAUGGUGCCACGGGGGCCAAGUGUGACGACUGUCUGCCAGGCUACUAUUGGAAACAAGGCUGUUACCCCAACGUUUGUGAUGAAGAGAUGCUCCUUUGCCAGAACGGAGGAACGUGCUACCAGAACCAGAAGUGCAUCUGUCCUCCAGAGUUUAAGGGGUUACUGUGCCAACAGUCCCGCUGCGAGGCGGGCAAGGACUGCAACGCCGCCUCUUCGCCGCACCUCUCCAUGGCCACCCUGCUGCUCUGCACUCUGCUAGCCCACAUGCUGGCCACGUUAACUCCCCACUGAGCCACAAACCCCGUCCCCCUCAGACCAAGGAGCGUGUGUAUAUGUGUGUGUAUGUGAGGUGAGGGGAGACCCAGAGUAGGUAGGGCCGUCCCAGUCAUGGACCCGUUCAAGUCACACCGCAGCACUCGCAAAAGAGGACAUACUCUCACAACACUUAACUAUCCCCUGUCUCCUGUCAGACACACACACAUACACACACACACACACAUAUACACAACACACAUCACAGGACUGUUAUAAUACUGAGUGUGUGCUCAGGUGUGAGAAGAAGGACAAACAGAGAAAGAAGGGGAGUGACCUCAGAGAAAAGAGAUGCAGACAAAGGGGAAAAAAAAAAAUCAUACCAACCACUGUUCCCUUUAUUCCUGAGCUGGAGCAAUGUGCAUCAAACCAAAAAGCAUAAGCAAAACACUUAAAUCACCACUGUUUCACUUCAAAGGGAAUGGCUGUUGUAACCACAAGGACCUUUUUUUUCUUGUUUUCUUUUUCUUGGUUGAGUUAAGGAUCUCACCUCCAUUAGACUGAUGGCCAGUGUGUGUGUGUGUGGUCAGACUCGGUGAGAGGACGAGACACGUUGACACGACAAACAGGUCGGGAGGCGAGGUGUGCAUUUGAUCCUGCUGCUGAGGCCUACGUAGUAUAUUAACCAGGUUUCAUUUCUUCUCAAAAGAUGAGACUUGAUUUUACAUUUAUUCUAUUUCUGCUGCAUUUUU
This is a messenger RNA of Toxotes jaculatrix (banded archerfish), 3090 nucleotides long. Its product is annotated as netrin-G2. The record is from RefSeq and is a predicted model, not a curated record. NCBI's taxonomy places the organism in Eukaryota, Metazoa, Chordata, Actinopteri, Toxotidae. The transcript is spliced from 8 exons. The coding region runs from base 785 to 2377 and encodes 530 amino acids.